Marasmius oreades (fairy-ring Marasmius) is the source of this 1269-nucleotide messenger RNA. RefSeq lists its product as uncharacterized. NCBI's taxonomy places the organism in Eukaryota, Fungi, Basidiomycota, Agaricomycetes, Agaricales, Marasmiaceae. Bases 180 to 1172 code for a protein of 330 amino acids. The record is from RefSeq and is a predicted model, not a curated record. The transcript is spliced from 14 exons.
CACAGGUUGAGAGUCUGUAUAUGGUGCGAUCUCACAUCUCUGUGCAUACGAGUUUUCAUUUUGGUGAAUACUGAGCCGACUGCUGAAGCACCGCAAAGUGAUCCAGACGUCCUAUAAAGUCUCUGAAUGUAUUUUAUGUAAAGCCAUCGACAUCCCUUCCCUUCCUGACUCCUCACAAAAUGAGCUCGAGUGCAGCGCUUCCCUCUCCAUCCCUCACAGGCCCCCCGAUUGCAGCCCUGAGUCUCAAUUGUAUGCUCUUCGCAGUCCUCACGAUACAGAUCUACUCGUAUGAGGUCAAGUUUCCACGCGACCGCAUUGCACUCAAGAUCUUCGUUUGGCUGGUUUACAUCAUGGAUUUGACGCAAAUUGUCCUUCUCCAUAUGUUCUGUUGGGACGUUUGGGUCACUGGACUUGCUAUUCAAGGAAACGCUCCGACACCCCAGCCUGAUACGGGGGCUCACACCAUGAUGACAGCCAUAAUUUCUGCAAUGAUCCAAGGGUUCUUUGCAUGGAGGGUUUACGUAUUGAAGAGGGAUAGCCUGAUCGUCAGGAUAACCGCGGCCACCAUUGUUCUUUUGGCGUUUACGCAAUGCAUAAGUUGCGUAUGUGGAGUCAGCUCGUACUAUGUAGCCGGCAAAAAGGCGUCCAGUGUGGCGCUCGAGAUCGAACUCGCGGUAUUCACUCAGAUUUGGAUGAUCGGUGCUGUCGUAUGCGAUUUACUCAUCGCAGUCUCCAUGACAUGGAUUCUCAUCAGCUAUAAUCGCGCGUCAAAGGUCAAGCGUACCCGGACACUCGUUAAAAGUUUGAUACUGCGAUCCGUGGAGACGGGCACCGUUACCUUCGCUUUUACGAUGGUCAACUUGAUUUUGUUCUGGAUAAUGCCGCAAAACUACAUUUACAUGGUGUUUGACAGAACCUUGUCGAAACUGUAUUCCAAUGCGCUCUUUUUGAGUCUUAACGCAAGGGAAUGCGGGGCUGAUGUCAGUACGACGAACUGGGUCAGCGAUAGUACCCCCGACACCACUGGAUCGGUUUCCUUAGAUAGAUCCCGUAUUCGUUUCAGGUCGGACACAGACGAAGUUAUUCAUAUCGCUAGACAUACGGUGACGGACACAGAAAACCAGUUCGAUGAUUGUCAGCUAUCCAACAAGGAGACUCUGAGUUCUGUUUAGGACUUAGGCUGGGAGCGUAGCAGACCUGGAACCAAUGACCCAAUGACAUGACAUCUCAUGUAAUCUUAGCGUACAAUAAAUAAAAUAAUCUAAAGUC